Messenger RNA from Leishmania braziliensis MHOM/BR/75/M2904, 4770 nucleotides. RefSeq lists its product as hypothetical. Bases 1 to 4770 code for a protein of 1589 amino acids. The transcript has a single exon. NCBI's taxonomy places the organism in Eukaryota, Euglenozoa, Kinetoplastea, Trypanosomatida, Trypanosomatidae. The record is from RefSeq and is a predicted model, not a curated record.
AUGCCAGUCGCUCCGCUGCUCCUUGUGGCGUCGCCGCUGAUAGGUUUGUCCUCUUCACGCUCAGCUCAUGCAACUGGUUCCGCGGAGGCAGGGCCAUCAGCGACAGCAUUGCGAACGAGCGCGCGGCGCCACGCACUGUCGAGCACCACCAUCUUUGAUCUCCAAGGCGCUGGAGUUUCCACGGCCUCGCUGCAACCGGGAGGCCGGCGGUGCUACGCAACUACCGCCACAACGUCGACCCAGGUCAGUACGCCAACAGCAACUCCGUCAGCGGCAGGGAGUGUGUCAGCAUCCUGGCGCUCAAAGCAACCACGGCACCACCAGGUGAUUGACCUCGGCAAUAGUUUGUCAGUGGUGGUCCCUGUCGUGGGCCGUUCACCCACGCCGUCUUCGCCGAGGCACCAUCGGGACAGUCGCCGGCACCAUAGCCACACAAGAAGCAAAGCCACUCGUCGCCACCGCCACAGCGCACCCCACGUCUCCACCAGUGACGGUCGUACAGAGGCCAGUGCAGCGGACGGUGCCGUACGCGUACACUCGCAGCACGAGUCGAAGCAGACGCCUCAGGCUCGAACGCAUCCGCGUCAGGCAACCUCCUCGUUGUUGCUGCCGUCCCCUCACCAGCAGCAGCACGAUACACAAGGAGCGCUGGAGACCAACCAAGAAGGGCUUCUGCGCAUUCCUCACACAGCGGCCGAGGCGGUCGCGCUGCUCGAGUGUGCGACGGUGCUGGAGGCACUCGAGGCCUCUUCUUUGUCUCACGUGCCGCCGCGCUCUGCAACACCAGCUGCUGGUGCUGACAACGUGCGCGCCAACUUUGAAGAGCUGCAAAAUCGAGCGCUUCCACUUCUCUUCCACCUCGCGCAGACUGCCGCCACGCCGUCGGCUCCUGGCGCUGCCGGAGAAGUCGUGGCAGCCACCAACGCAGAGCUGGCAACGGCGCUGGAGUGCUUGGCAGCCCAUCUGCAGCACAUGGCAGCGGCCGCACGUACGGAUGGUCGCCGGCACGUAUCGGCGCUGCCGCCGGCGGUGGUGGUGGCGCUCUGGGUACAGGUGAUGCCGUACGUGCACCGAUGCGUUCACAAAGGAGAAGCAUCACCACCGCCGCUACAGCCGAAGCUCGAAGAGAUGGACGGAGGCGCGCACGAGUGCGCAGGCGAAGCAGAGACCUCAGUACUCGGAGACGUCGAGGACGCCACGACUGAGCUGCGGAAUGGCACGGAUGCUCUUACGUCAUCAACGGCUGCGUCCAAGACCCUCGCCGUCUCCGCGAAUUCAGUGAAGAAAUCCACGUACGUGUCGCUCCGCCGCGCCCUUUCCCUGCACACACGGCGGAUUGCAUCACUGCUGCCGCCACCCGCCCUCGCGCUCGUGCUCACGCGCAUGUACCACUGCGGUGCACUCGCCGACGACAUCCUCGGCCCAAUCGUCGCCGACCGUAUCGAGGCACUGCGGAGGAGUGCGUCCGAUCACGCGACAAGUCACGGCAACUCGAUCGCGGCGCUGCGACAGCGUGUCCUUCGACUGCCCGACGGCGACGGGCGAGACGCGGCCCCACCGGUUGCCGGUUUCACUGGAGCCGCGGCCGUGACCAUGGCGCGCCUACUGGGCCGCGCUGCGACACCCGGUCAUCACCAACUCCACCGGUUCUUCCAUCUUGCGUUGCUGCCGGAGGUCACCCGAGUGUUAGCGUGCGCGGCAGAGCGGGCCAUGCAGAGCGCGGCCGACGAGGCGACUGGGGAAGCUGCCGAGGUGCCCCCUGGCGCGGACGCGCUGCUGGACUUGACAGCAGCUCUGCGUCACUACGCCGUCUCGGGGCACGCCGUCACGCACCUGACGACGCUUUGGAUAAUUCACUUUGCGGAUCGUCAAUGCCAGGGCGAUGCCGCAGCCGCCUUAUUCGUGGAGUGCGCUGCUUUACUGCGGGCUGUGUCAAGCGCUCCGUCAGCGUCGAACCGCACGCAGCGGCGACGAGCGCGCCACAUCAGCCCUGACGGCAGUCACGGUGGACUGAGCGCCACUCAGCAACGGAGGCGACUGCUGGAAGUGACGGAAGGGGACUACUACCCCUUGGUGGACGUGGCGUGCGCACAGGUGUGCCGAUUGUGCAGUCAUGCACAAAGCUGUGCCGACACCAGCAACACGGCGGCACUGGCCUCGACGCAGCUGCUUGCGCUGCUGUGUCUACUGACGCGUGUGAACAGUCCGCACUGGGCCGAGACGUACGAGGCGCUCGCCAGCGCUGUCCUAGCCGCACUGACCCGCGCUGCCGCCUCCCUUGCCGCCGCCGCCGCCCCGUCGCGGUCAGAGGAGGAGGUGCUAGAGCAGUUGCUUCCUCUGACCGAUGCGCGGCGCACGUUGCACGCGCUGCUGCACCGCGACUCUCUCAUCCCUGAUCACCCACUGCAUCGUGUGCUGCUGCGGCGUCUUCUGUACUCGCCAGCCGCGAUGACGGACACCGCAGUGGCGUCACAGGUGCUGCUGGGGCUGGAGUUGAUGGUCCCUGUGGAGGUAAGAAGCGCACACGCCGAUGAAGGCUCAGCAACCACCGCGGCCCCCGCGGUAACAGACGACAGCACCCGCAGCAACGACGCUCUUACGGCCGCCACCGCCGCCCUCAAUCCAUCUGCUGACCCAACGGAGGCGCUUGUCACAGCCACGCUUGGCACGGCAGCCAAGCGAUUGCUAUCCACGGUCGUCAUCACUCCUGAUGACCGCCACCGCGCCCUGCAGGUGUUCCGUCGACUUGGCCGCUCCAUCAAGCCCACCGCCUUCAUGGCGGGGCUGUGCGUCGUCCCGCUCGACACGCUCCCUCACACCGCGCAGGUUGCUGUGGUGAACCACCUCACGUCUGUCGCCUCCGCUGUCUCUCCGUCGUACUUGGUCAAGGGCAUGGAGGCGGUGGUCCGCCAGCUCCCUUCGUCCGUAGUCGACGAUGUGUCGGUGCAGCACUGGUUUUCCCGCUUCACUGCCCGGGACGUCGCGCGGCGUAUCGACCCUGUCGGCUGUGCCGUGCUGCUGAACAUACUCUCUUCAAAUCCGCGGUACCAGCGCAACUGCGCGCUGGCGAAGGAGUGCAUUACACGCCGCAUUGGCGUGGCGCUGCGGCAGACAGGGGAGGGCGGCGCAAGCGGGGCUGUCGCUGGCGCCGUGUCUCUCGAAACGCUCCCGUACGUCGUGACGUCCCUGCAGCGCGCCAACGUCUUCCUACCGCAGUACUACUCACGUGCUUGUCGACUACUGCUUGGCCAGGUGGAGCAGGCGUCUCUUGGCGAGAUUCUGGAGUCGUUUGCGGUAGUGGCGGAGGCGUACAUGAACCGCCAGCGCAGUGAGGCGCAGGCGAGUGUCUUCAAGGAUGUAUGGGAACUCCUGCGUGGUCGCGUAAUGGAAGAGGCGAGGCGACUGACGGCGCGAGAGACGCUCACGGCCAUCAACGCGUUUGCCGCGCUCGAUGUGACGGACAAGGCCCUUUUCGGUGUCCUCGUCUACCAGCUUUGGGCGUGCCUGCGCACAGCAGAGGCGGCAGUGGCCGACGCGGCUGCCACGACCAGCGAUGGUGCCGAAGCCGCGGAGGCGCACGUGCACAGACGUGUGCAGGCUGCCCAGCACAUACUGCGCGCCCUGACACCGAGCGCAGUGGCGGUCGUGACAACCGUGCUCUUCGCCAGGAGCGACGCCCGUGCAUCUGGCGCGGCACAAGCGCAGGGGGCGACGGCGGUAGGCGGGGUAGGGGAAGGUGAAGACGAGGACGGCAACCUUGUUUGCUCACUGCUCCCAUGGAUGCUUCUCGCUCUCCGGGACUGCCACACCGAGCUCUACCCGGUAGAUGUGCUACAUUUGAUGCCAUCGCUCCUAGAGCAUUACGCAGCCGCAGCUGCAGCUGCAGUCGAAGACCCCAGUGCACCCUCGGGCCAUGGGGACCGGCACGCAGAACUAUUGCACGCUGCCUACGAUGCCUGCCGGAACACGUUCCUCCUCAUGUACGCCCUCUUGCCUGACACCGUCACCGCAACGCAGCAGCCUCUGCUACCUGUGGCGGAGCAGCAGCGCAUUGCGGAACAGCGUGCGCAGUGGACACCGGCGACGAAGCUGUCCGUGGAGGUGGUGCCUCGUCCGUGGUUCGCGUCCUUGCUUGUCAGUCUCAGCAGUGCCGCCCUCCUCGACGACGCCGUGGCGCUCGCGUGCGUGCGGCGUGCGUGUACACGGCGCGUCUGUGGCAGUCUUCUGCCCAUCUCACAGCUCGUUGACGUGUGUUUGAGCCUCUGCUGGCUAACCACCUCAACGGGCCUCAGCGCAACCACCAACGCCGCCAGUGCUAGCGCCACCGCGCACAGUAACACGGGCGCGCAGGCCCCCGCAACGCCGCCCGUUACGUGCGCCGACGACCUCUCCUCCUCGUCGCCCUCCUCCGCGCUACCCACGCCUGGUACUGUUCUCCGCAGUGCGAUGGCCACGGUGCUCUCCGCGCUUUGGAAGCGCAGUGACGAGCUCACAAGCGCGCAAAUCAGCGCGCUGCUGCGCUGCCUGCGCGACACCUACGGCGCCGAAAAGGUGGACGCCGACUUCGUAGAGCGACUGGAGGCACAGAAGGCGCUGCUGCUCGUGCAGGGCCAGCAGAUGAGGUCGAGCGCCGCACCGACGAGCUCCCUCAGCGAGGCCAGGGCAUCGAACGGCAGCGGUGGCGUCGCUAGCGACGUCUCCUCACCACAGCAGCAGAAGCCAAAACCUGUCGCUCAAGUGGAUGCAGAAGACCUCUUCAGCACGAUGUAG